GAACAUCAUAUACAAACUAGCUAUGGUCCCAUAUCGGUUGCUGUGUUUGGAGAUCAUGAAAAGCCUGCACUAGUUACUUAUCCAGAUGUGGCUUUGAAUUAUAUGUCCUGCUUUCAAGGAUUAUUUUUUUGUCCUGAAGCUUCUACGUUGCUGCUGCACAAUUUCUGCAUAUACCAUAUAAGCCCUCCAGGUCAUGAGUUGGGAGCUGCUCCAAUUUCUUUAGAUGUCCCAGUGCCUUCUGUUGAUCAGUUAGCAGAUCAGGUGGCAGAAGUUCUUGAUUACUUCGGGUUAGGUUCGGUGAUGUGUUUGGGUGUCACGGCGGGUGCUUAUAUUCUUACCCAUUUUGCUACAAAAUAUAGGGAGCGAGUUCUUGGUUUGAUGCUUGUCUCACCUUUAUGCAAGGCUGCCUCCUGGACUGAGUGGUUGUAUAAUAAGGUUUUAUCGAAUUUGCUAUAUUUUUAUGGGAUGUGCGGCUUGAUCAAGGAAUGCUUGCUUCAGCGAUACUUUAGCAAGGAAGUUCGUGGAAGUUCACAGGUUCCCGAGUCAGAUAUUGUACAAGCCUGUAGAAGUUUGCUUGACGAAAGGCAGUGUACAAACGUCUGGAGAUUUCUUCAAUCGAUAAAUGCGAGACAUGACUUGACGGAAUCAUUGAAGAAACUGCAGUGCAGGACACUAAUUUUUGUGGGUGAGAACUCUCCCUUCCACUCCGAGGCCCUUCACAUGGCCACAAAGCUGGACAGAAGAUACAGCGCCUUGGUUGAGGUCCAGGCGUGUGGUUCAGUUGUGACAGAGGAACAACCCCAUGCGAUGCUGAUGCCCAUGGAGUACUUCCUCAUGGGAUAUGGUCUGUACAGGCCAUGCCAGCUGAGCUGCAGCCCACGGAGUCCGCUCAGUCCAUCAUGCAUCUCCCCUGACCUGCUAUCACCUGAGAGCAUGGGAGUGAAGUUAAAGCCCAUCAAGACGAGGGUCUCACUCCAGGUUUGAGUGGGUAGGGCGGGGGCGGUACGACAUACUCACAGUCACAGUUAGGUGAAGUCCCAGGCAAGUUUAAUGAUGGAUAACGUGAAUAGUGUAACAUUUGAGAUGUCCUUGUCCUAUAGAUAUGGUUUUGUAAAGUCCCCCCCCCCAUUUUUUUAAGACGUGGAGAUUUGAUUUACUGGGCUGUAGAUAUGCACAAGAUAAAGUUGAGGUGAGGAGGCGGUAUAUAAAGGACGAGUGGAGGGGAGCGGGUCAGAUUCUUCUAUUCCAUUCAUUCGUAGAGACAACACGUGUAAAUCUUUUCAUUAUUUAUUACUGCCAAAUAAUAAGAAGCAAUGUCCUUGUAUCAUUAGGUGGAUAUGUGCUAUUACUGUAUCACCAUUUCGCAAAUGUAAUUUCUUUUUCGUUAAAAAAAACAAAUGCAACUUCUUUAGCUGGC
Elaeis guineensis (African oil palm) is the source of this 1417-nucleotide messenger RNA. Lineage: Eukaryota; Viridiplantae; Streptophyta; Magnoliopsida; Arecales; Arecaceae. The record is from RefSeq and is a predicted model, not a curated record.